Leptopilina boulardi is the source of this 684-nucleotide messenger RNA. RefSeq lists its product as uncharacterized. Gene Ontology annotation, cellular component: respiratory chain complex IV; mitochondrion. NCBI's taxonomy places the organism in Eukaryota, Metazoa, Arthropoda, Insecta, Hymenoptera, Figitidae. The record is from RefSeq and is a predicted model, not a curated record. The transcript has 2 exons. The coding region runs from base 128 to 541 and encodes 137 amino acids.
UGUUAACAUAUAGAUAUAACCAUAUUUUAUGUAUAUUUGAAAAUAAAGACAUUUAUAUAAUUAUCCAAAAUUGAAGUCAUUUUAAUAAACUUAUGUAAUUUUUUUUUGCAAAUUUUUGUAAAUCAAAAUGUCUUCAGUUGAAAAUCAAACAAAUAAUAAUUUUUCUACUAAAACAUCAACACCAGUAGGAAAAAAUAUUGAAAAUGUACAGCAACAAAAUGAAAUUGAUCCAGAUGAUCCUUGUUUAAAAAAGGAAGAAGAAGUUAAAAAAGAACCAAAAAUAUUUAAAGCCACAGUUGGUUUAGAUCCUAGAUUCCAACAGCAAAAUCAAACAUUGAGAUGUUUUGUGAGUUACGUGGAUUUUUUUCGAUGUGAAAAAAUUCUUGGAGAAGGUCACGAAGCCUGUGAAUGGUUUAAGGAAUCUUACAAUACAUUUUGUCCUUUAAAAUGGAUUGAAGAUUUUGAUGAAGCAAGAAAAGAAGGACGAUUUCCAUGGCAUAGAAGAGAUCAAGGAAAAUUUCCAGGCUAUAAAUAUGGCUAAUAAUAAUUUUCAAUUGAAAACAACUAAUUGAAAAAUUUAUAAUUAAAUUGAUUAAUGAGAAAAAUUAUAAAAUUUGUAUAUGAAUAACAUGUAAAUAAUAAUAAAUGAUUAAGAAUAUAAUUAUCUUUAUUACACAAACUCAA